UUUCAUGAUGUUGUUAAUAAUAUAUUCAACGUAAUUGUAUUAAAAUAUAGAUCAAAACUAAUCAAUCACCGAAAGAAUUUUUGAAAUCCGUCAAUAAAUGACUUAGAAAUAGAUUAUUGAAGUUUACGUAUUUUAGUACGGAACGUCUGAAGUUUCCGAUUCGCCUGUGACGUCAUUUGACCUAUUCGAUAUCACCGCACCACGAAUCAUUCAAGUAUUAGUUUCAGAGUCGCGAAGGGCUCUUGCUUCGUUCGUCUUUAUUUACGUACCGUCGUUUGUUUCUUUUUUAUUUAUGAGUGUGUAGUUUUUAUUUCACUAUAAUGGAAGAUGGCUUCGUCAAAGGACAAAGUGAUAAUUUGCCUCAUAUUGAUAUAUACACAGUGAUGGACUUUUUUUCUUCAAAUCCGUCUUAUGUUAGUGCCGAAAUAAAAGGAGUUAAACUUUUUAAGGCCGGUCGAGCAUCUUACCGAGAUGAAGCUAUUGGAUAUGUUCAAGUGAAACGUAAGGGCUUUAAAUGUACAGUGAAAUGCAGAAUUUCACCUGAACAUAAAGUAAGAAGUAAGCCUUAUCACUGCACGUUGGUUUGUGAUGAAAACGAAGGAAUGGUGGAAAGUGUAGUCUGUCAUGAUUGUCCUGCUAAUCAAGGAGGGUGCAAACACACUGUCGCAUUUUUGAUAUGGCUCUUUAAAAGAACUGAGGAACCUGCCACUACGUCAAUAAAAUGUUACUGGACAAAACCAGCACUUUCUAAAGUUGGAAGUCAUAUUAAAUUUAUAAAAGCUAAGGAUUUUAAAAACAAAAAGUUUUCUGAUUUAAAUAUUACUGAAGAUACAACCUUUUUUAAUAAAUUCGUAACAGAAUGUAAAAAUCGUAAAACUAACAACGUGCAAAUAAUGACCUACUUUAUGGAUAUCAACAUUGAGUUGAAAGUUUCACUUCACUAUCUGAUCUGUAAAUACAAAAGUGAAAAAGACGAAUUUAGUGUGAACAACUUUAUAAAAUUUUGCAUGGACAAUAUUACUGAAGAACAAUGUGUUUCGAUAGAAAAAGCGACAAAAGAUCAAUCUGCCGCUUCUCUGUGGUUUGAACUCCGAUACGGCAGGAUCACGGCUUCUAUAGCUUAUGAAGCAUCAAAAUGUAAUACUGCGGAUGGUAUACUUGUAGAAAAAAUUUUAGGAGCUUAUCAAUUUAAAGAACCGUUUGCUAUACAAAGAGGUAAACUUCUUGAAGACCAAGUCAGAGCACAAAUAGAAAUUAUUAAAAAAGUCAAGAUCAGGAAGUGCGGUCUUUUUUUGACAAAGGAACAUCCUAUGUUAGGGGCCUCGCCUGAUGGCAUAACAGAAGAACAUACUAUUGAAAUUAAAUGUCCACUGAAAACUGAAACCAUGAAAAAAUACAUUAACAAUGCAAAAUUGUCAGCAAAAUGUGAAGCUCAAGUACAACUACAAAUGCACUUCGCGAAUAAAUCAAAAGCCUUUUUUUGCAUUGCUCAUGCAGAUUUUGAGACAUCUCAACAAGUUGAUGUUUAUGAAAUUUUUUAUAAUUCAGAUUAUUGUAAAAAAAUAAUUAAUGAAUGUACAUUAUUCUGGAAGCAUAUUUUUAAUGCAAUGAUUAAAUAAAACUCAAUAAGCUUUGA
Agrilus planipennis (emerald ash borer) is the source of this 1636-nucleotide messenger RNA. RefSeq lists its product as uncharacterized. The record is from RefSeq and is a predicted model, not a curated record. The transcript is spliced from 3 exons. Bases 321 to 1619 code for a protein of 432 amino acids. NCBI's taxonomy places the organism in Eukaryota, Metazoa, Arthropoda, Insecta, Coleoptera, Buprestidae.